Messenger RNA from Saitoella complicata NRRL Y-17804, 960 nucleotides. RefSeq lists its product as uncharacterized. Bases 1 to 960 code for a protein of 319 amino acids. The transcript has a single exon. The record is from RefSeq and is a predicted model, not a curated record. Lineage: Eukaryota; Fungi; Ascomycota; Saitoellomycetes; Saitoellales; Saitoellaceae.
AUGACACGCUCAUCCGCCCUAUCGAUGACCAUCGAUACAAGUCAGUCUCAGAUCCGCCCCCGUUCGUCACGUUCGUUGUCGUCGCCCCUUUUUCCGGUUACGGUGCAUCCGUUGAAACAGAGUUCUUCGCCUGAAGUACAGAAUGUCGAGUGGGAUAUGGGGAGCGCGGGGACCAGGACGGAGGGGUAUUCGGUCUGGAGUAGAAGGAGGAGGAGGGGGAGGUUGGAUAGUGUUGAGUGGAGGAGGGAUCCGAGGGAUGAGUUUGCGGGUGGGAGGAGUGUUAGUGCGGAUGAGCUCAAACGACACUCCAUGGCCAGAGCAGGGGCGAAUGAAACGGGAACGGGAACGGCAGAGGCGGCGUGGUCAACCUCCACGAGUUCGGUCUCGACUGCCUCGACACCCUCCUCCCACUACGCAACCUACACGUGGCAAAAGUACUCCGACACACCUCAACCCUCACCGCCAGAACGAACGAUAAAGGUUUAUAUGCAUCCUCUACGUCAUACUGAUACUUUACCAUUUAUAUCACUUGCGUACGGUAUCCUCCCCGCUUCCAUUCGCCGCGCGAAUAGGUUGUGGGCGACGGAUAGUCUUCAUGCACGCGGGGCCCGAUAUCUCACACUUCCUAUUGACGAGUGCAGUAUCGGCGCACAACCUGCUCGACUCGUCGAUACCGAUGACCCAAACUUAGAAGGAGAGCGAAAAUUGGUGUGGAUCAGGAAUGUGGGGGAGGUGGAAAUCAAGGAUAUUGACGCAGGCGGCCUUCGGUAUUUCCCCUCCGCGAGACGGAAAGUGGAGGUGGUGCGGGAAGCAGAGGGGGAUGAAGAAGAGUCGAGACAGAGUACGGAGAGUAUCGUGGUUGCGGGGGCGCAGAGGGUGGAGAAUGCUGUGGGGUGGAUGGUGGGGAAGAUUAGGAAGUUGAAUCGGGGGGCGGUUGUGGGGGAUCUGAUUGAGUUGUAA